CUCCAAAACAUUCCAUCGAAGAAAAAGAAAAAAAAAUGGCGACACAAAAUGCGAUUCUGAAAAAUGCUCUCAUCAUUCUCCUCUUCACUCUAACCAUCAUGACAGAAACCGCGUUUUCACAAAACUGCGGUAGAACCGGAUGCAAAGGCAAUAUGUGUUGCAGCAGGUGGGGAUAUUGUGGUACCACAAAAGCCUACUGUGGCACUGGGUGCCAGAGUGGACCUUGUAACGCUAAACCUAAACCUACUCCCAGCGGUACCGGCGGUCUAAACGCUGGUCCUCGUGGUACCAUAGCCAGCGUUGUCACACCAGCGUUCUUCAACAGCAUCAUGAGUAAAGUUGGAAGUGGUUGCCCGGCCAAAGGGUUCUACACUCGCCAGGCUUUCAUUGCGGCUGCUCAAUCCUUCCCAGCCUACAAAGGAACCGUUGCUAAGCGUGAGAUUGCCGCCAUGUUGGCUCAGUUCUCUCACGAAUCUGGAAGUUUUUGCUACAAAGAAGAAAUAGCCAGAGGAAGGUACUGCCAAUCAAGCACAACAUAUCCUUGUCAACCGGGCAAGAACUACUAUGGUCGCGGUCCGAUCCAAAUCACAUGGAACUACAACUAUGGUGCAGCUGGGAAGUACCUCGGACUUCCUCUCUUGAAGGACCCAGAUAUGGUGGCUCGUAGCCCAACUGUAGCUUUCAAGUGUGCCAUGUGGUUUUGGAACAAGAAUGUGCGUCCAGUUAUUGGCCAAGGAUUUGGUGCAACCACAAGGAGGAUCAACGGUGGUGAAUGUAACGGUGGGCGUCCAGCCGCGGUGCAGAGCAGGGUUAACCAUUACUUGGACUUCUGCAAGAAACUUGGGGUCACUCCUGGAACAAAUCUCAAAUGUUGAAGACACUACUUGUUUAUGUGGGUUUUAAAAAAAAAUUGUCGUGUGGAUUAAGAAUGUUGUGUGGAAUAAUAAAGGGAAGUCGAAAAUACUAGAAUAGAUAGAAAUAAUAAGAGAUUAGAAGUCAUACUGUGUGGUUGAUGUCUAUUAAUGUAACUGAUAUUGUGUGUUGUUUGUAUCCCUUGUCAUAUCAGUGAAUAAAAAUUGGAACUCUCAUCAUUCUCCUC
This is a messenger RNA of Capsella rubella, 1099 nucleotides long. RefSeq names its product endochitinase At2g43610. Lineage: Eukaryota; Viridiplantae; Streptophyta; Magnoliopsida; Brassicales; Brassicaceae. Gene Ontology annotation, biological process: chitin catabolic process; cell wall macromolecule catabolic process; carbohydrate metabolic process. Gene Ontology annotation, molecular function: chitin binding; chitinase activity. The record is from RefSeq and is a predicted model, not a curated record. The transcript is spliced from 2 exons. Bases 36 to 875 code for a protein of 279 amino acids.